Molecule: messenger RNA, 2521 nt
Organism: Haliotis rubra (blacklip abalone)
Lineage: Eukaryota; Metazoa; Mollusca; Gastropoda; Lepetellida; Haliotidae
Exons: 14
Coding region: 542-2374 (610 amino acids)
Biological process (GO): regulation of transcription by RNA polymerase II
Cellular component (GO): nucleus
Molecular function (GO): RNA polymerase II cis-regulatory region sequence-specific DNA binding; DNA-binding transcription factor activity, RNA polymerase II-specific
Source: RefSeq, a predicted model, not a curated record
CCGUUUUGUAUUUUGGCAGUUUGAGGUUCAGUCGCAGCCGACUGUGCAAUUUCCUUUUUGUUUACGCUUCUCCCAAAGAGAAUACAAGGAAGCAAAAUGGCCUUCUGCGUGUACAAGAACCUUGGGAUGGACAUUACAGUGGUACAGGAACCUUCUGAAGAUUGUCCUUCCUCUCCAGAGUGUAAGAGACCUAAGAAUAACUAUAUGGACAGUAGCCUGUCAGACGAUGACUACAGCUACCCGUGUGACAGUUGUGACCUGGAGUUUUCAUCUGCCAUGUCCUUGUGGAAACAUGUAGGGAACAUGCAUGGAGGAAGACUGACCGCUCAGUUGAGGAACAUAGUGGACACUCGUGCUGACAUGCAUGAUAUCACUGGGGAGAUAGGAAGCCAGACAGAACUCAAGGAUGACAUUAACAUUUGUGACAUUAUUAAGCAGGAAGAGACCCAAGCAGAUGACGCAGACACAAAGGACAUUAACACGUGUGACAUUAAUAGGGAGGUAGAGACCCAAGCAGAACGCAGACUCAAAGGACAUUAACAUGCGUGACUUUACUGAUGAGAUGGGGACCCAGGGAGAGCACGCAAACAUAAAGGACAUUAACACGCGAGACUUUAUUGGGGAGGUUAGGACCCAGGCAGAGGACGCAGACACAAAGGACAUUAACACACGUCACAUUUUUUGGGAGAUAGGGACCCAGGCAGAGUACGGAGACGCAAAGGACAUGAACACACAUGAAUUUAUUGGGGCGAUAGUUGCCGAGGCGGUGAACAUAGACACUAAGGACAUUAACAUGUGUUACAUUAUUGAGGAGACGAGCAGUCACAAACAGAGCAGUGAUUGUCGAGAAGUUACCCUCCAGGACAGUGUCAUCAAGGAAGACAGAAGCAACGGAGGUGGGGGGAUAUCGACAGAAACCAAUAACACCCAGAAACAUGGACAGAAUCGAGGCGAGAAAGUCUCCAAGUGUCCUAAAUGUGUGAAGGAAUUCAAUACAAAGGGUGAACAGAAGACACACAAGUGCCUCAGAAAGGUCAAUUCUUUUCCUUGUGGGGAGUGUGCGAAAACGUUUCCGCGUCCAAGUAACCUUAAGAAACACAUGAGUGUUCACAGUAAAGAAAAACCUUAUUCGUGCAAGCACAGAGGGUGUGAGAAAACAUUUUCAAUCCUAAGAAACCUGAAUCGACAUAUGAGAACUCACAAGGAAGACAAACCUUUUUCAUGCAGCCAGUGUGAGGAAACAUUCACACAAUCAAGUGAGCUGAAGGACCAUAUGCGGAGUCACAGUGGAGAAAUACCUUUCUCUUGCAAACAAUCCCCGGCAAGCAUGGCAGUUUCUCCUGAGCCAGUGGGUUUGGAGGACACAUCUGACAUCAAAGGCGAGGUGUUGGACACCAAGGACUUUCAAGCAGUUGUAGAGACAUUUCGGAGACUCCACCCAGCCAAACGACAAUGUGACCCUACACGAGUACUAGACUCCAAACUUAAAGAAUGGAGAGCUAAAUGCAUGACAGCUGUGGGUUUGGAAUCGGAGAAGACCUACUUUGGGGGAGCCUACAAGGAACACCUGGCAGUUUCCGUGAUAUCUCGUAGGUGUUAUGAUACUGCAUCGAGCAUCAUGACACAGUAUCGACUCAACCAACAUCCGAAACAGAAAUCCACGACUGUCAACAGGGCGCUUUUCAAGGAAGUCCCAGGAACACGAGACGAGGAAGCCUUGUACCAGGCACUGCUAGACUUUAAAGAUGGAAGGAUCGGAAAAGAAAAGUUUAACAGGACUCUAAAGAUAAUGAAACAGGGAAAGAAAAAAGACGAAAUGUCCUGGAAAAGGGAAAAUGAAAAGUUGAGACAAGAACUGAAAAGGCAGCAAGCAAUUGUUGAGAGUCAGGAGAAGAGGAUUGCUACCUUAGAAGCAGAACUAACGAUUUUGAAGGCUGGUACCUCACAUGGCAAUGGCCUAUCACAAAUGGAAAUAGUGGAAUCUAGUGAUCAGACUGUCUCGGAAAACCUGAUCCAUGGAGCAAAAGAGGAUGAGAGUAUGACAAUUGGGAAAAUGAUGGAGGGCAAGGAUGAAGAUACAGGAAUGUGGUUCAAGGUGAAAAUUAUAGAGGAAAGAAAUUCUCGUGUGAAGGUUCACUGGAUGGGUUAUUCUAAAGACUAUGAUUCCUGGAUAGAGCAGAGCCUCCUCAGACCCCUCAAGGCAAAGUUUUCAGAAGGGGACAAGGUUACCGCCCGCUACAACUUAUCGAACAGGACAAUGUAUCCAGCCAUAGUGGUGUCCGUGGAUGGGGACAAGGUACUUCUUCAUUAUGAAGAUGGGUUGGAGAAGAAAAUCCACCAAAGAUAUGUAGAAGAAAGACACAGUGCAGCCUAAUGCAAUGCUCACCAAAUUCUAAUCAAAACUUAUGUACGACUGCAUCGUAUAUUGUUUAUAAUAUAUUGCGUAGGCAGAUCAUGAUUAUCUAACUAAGGUAUCUUUUCUUUAUUUUAUACAUCAUGAAUAAAUCAAUUUAACUUUCAA